GACGCAGUCAGCGACGACGCCAGCGGCGAGGCCUUGUUCGUCGACCAGGACCAAAUCAAGGUGGAGGAUGAGAGCCAGCACGAGGGCGACGAUGAGCUCAGUCAGGAGCAUGACUCGGAGACCGAUGAUGGGGGGGAAAGCGAGAGCGAGGAGAGUGAGGGGGGCGAGGAUGGAAGUGACGGCAGGAGCAGAACUAGGAGCGAUGCCGGCCGCGACGUCGAGUCUGAUGGCCGCCGGAACCCGCCAGAUGAUGCCCGCAGUGACGAUGACGAUUGCAGAAUGGUGGAAAGCCACGACAUCCCGGCCGAAACUAUGGCGAAAUUCGCCAACUACCAACCUCGACCACGCGACAUCCCAGAUAUCAUCUGCACCGGUUCAGUCAGGAUCAAAGCAGAACCCCAAGACGAUGACAUUGUCUCUUUGGUGUCAGAGUCUCACGAGAAGGAGGCUGACCCAGACUUUGUGGUGUCAGAAGACGCCAUUCUCUCUGACGGGGAGAGACCGAGAAAGCGUCGGCGCCCAGCCCCGAGUCGCCGUGGAAGACAGAAGAAAGGACCAGCCGGGACGGAGCGCCCAGGUCUCGGCAAUCGUGGGGAAAACAUCAGUAGUCUGGGUGACGGAGACUGGCACGAGCCACCGGAGGACGAAUUGGUUCGCUUAUACAUACGGCUAGACGAGCUUAACGACCUCAAAGCUCAAGGAUCCCUCACCUUCGCGGACAAGGUGGCUCUGGCCAAGACCUCCGCGAGGAUCGCCGCGAUCGAGCGCAUGGCAGAGCAACAAGGGCCCGGCUUAGACCUGGCCGGUGCCGGCGCCUCGGAGCCGACUCAACUGCAGCCCGGUGUUGCGAAAGCCAACAAACCCCGAAGACAACCAGCCCGGAACGCGAAGGAGUAUUGGGAACGCGAAUACGCGGAGAAAGGCUCUGGAUUGCGCAAUGUCCUGGACACACCACAUAACAGAAAGCGUCCGGUCGGCCAAGCACAGAAACGGGGCGCCACAAAGCAAGACAAAGCCAGAGAGAGCAAAUUGAUGCGGAUGUUGAAGGAUACUAACCCCAUCAUGGCGAGGGCUGCUCAGGGGGCUGUUGCCAUGCCCGGCCCGAUCCAGGCGACGAACCGGGUUGACCAACUCAAGGCCAUGAAAGAUUUCCUCUUCAAGAUCAGCAGCAAUCCCAACCCGCGGUCCAGGCCUGUGGAUCUGAAGAUCCUCAAUGAUGCCGCCCGAUCCUUUGGCUUCCGACAGGCUCGGGCAGUCAACGGCCAAUGGAAGCUCCCAGGCAUGAAGACGCUUCUGCACAACCAUCAGCUGGUGGGCGUUUCGUGGAUGCUUCGUCAAGAGUUCUCACCCCACGGUCCGUAUGGUGGGAUUCUGGGAGACCAGAUGGGGCUGGGCAAAACGGUUCAGAUGCUGGCGGCCAUGUCAGCCAACCGACCCAGCGAGGAGGACGUCCGGGCGGGACGCCACCAGACCUUGAUUGUGGCGCCGGCUAUUGCCAUCGACCAGUGGAAGAGGGAGAUACUGACACAUUGCGAAGAAUCUUUCAUUUCAAAAAUACACCACUUCAAGCAAAGCCAGAAGCUCGAAGAGUGGAUGUGGAAGAGCGCCGAUGUGAUCCUUGCGAGCUACCAGGAGGUCGCCAGAGCCUAUCCGUCUGAGAAGGAACUGAGAUGCCUUGCUGGCAGGAAGCUGGAUGGCGAGGAAUGGGCCAAGGAGUUCGAUGCGCUACUGGGCGAGCUCUUUGGCACCGAGUUCUUUCGCGUGGUGCUCGACGAGGGCCACGCCAUCCGAAACCCCAACACCAGAACCGCACAAGCAUGUAUCAAUCUUACGAGCAAGUACCGUUGGAUCCUGAGCGGGACUCCUCUCCACAACUCCGCGGGGGUCGCUCACAAGAAGAUGAGCACGUAUCUGGCAUAUCUAACCCGCUUGCGCCAGGCCGUGGCGCAUCCGCUCCUGCUCGAAGGCGUGCUGAAGGACAAUUUUACGCUUGAAGACUUCACGUACCUCCGCAAACAGCUCGCCGCUAUCGGCGGCAAGACGCCGAUGCACCGCCAAGUCCAGCACUGGGUGAACAUGGAGUACGAGGGCCGCACCGAGGCGGACGGUCUGGGCCCCACCUUUGGAAAGAGCCGCUUCGGAUUCGAAUUUGACAUGAACGAGGAACUCGCUGAGUUGGAAGCGGGAACGACGAUCCAAGAUGUCUUAUGCAGGGCUUGCUAUGAGCCUCCCGUGGACCCGCAAAUCACCGAGUGUGGACAUGCAUUCUGCAAGGAGUGCAUUACCGAGGCCCUCAAGGUGAGGCCAGCCUGUCCGACGUGCAGGGCGGCUAUCUACGGCGCGGUAGACCUGCAGGAGCCUGAGUGCGCCAGCGGCGAAGCUCUGAGUGACAGAGAAGCCGCUGAUGGGAAGUCGGCGAGGAAGACAAGGAAGAAGAGAAAGAAGGAGCGCCAGGUCGGAGACGACGAGAGAUGGGUCCAGCCCAAGAUGAAGGACCGCUCCAAGUGGAUUGAGCAAUACGACAAGAGCUUCCCUAACAAAGGACUGGUGGCCAGCGCCAAGACGAUCGCGGUGAAGAACCAGAUUCUGAUCUGGCAGCGGGAGGCGCCCGACGACAAGAUCAUCGUCUUCGUCAACUGGGCCAAGUUGGCCUGCAUCCUCGGGCGCAUGCUUUACGAGGAAGGCAUCCCCUUCCUCUACUACUUCGGCGACCUCAGCACAGACGACAAGAGCGGCGCGAUUGCCGACUUCCAAUACAAGCCCGACAUCAAAGUGCUGAUCUCCUCCCUCCGCUGCGGCGGCUUCGCCCUCAACCUGGCCUUCGCCAACCGCGUCAUCUCGGUGGACCAGUGGUGGAACACGGCGAUGGAGACGCAGGCGUUCGGCCGCGUGCACCGCAUCGGCCAGCGCAAGGAGACCCACUUCGUCAAGGUGGUCGUCAAGGACAGCAUCGACCAGGCGCUGCUCUCCAUGCAGGAGUCCAAAGACCGCGAGAUCGCGCGCGCGCUGCAGGAGGACCCGGGGCACAAGACCGCGCUCACGAUGGAGGAGAUUGCUAGGCUUUUUGGGAUUGGGGAGGAUAAGGAGGAUGGGGAGGAGGAGGAAGGAGAGGAGGAGGGGGCUCAG
Thermothielavioides terrestris NRRL 8126 is the source of this 3126-nucleotide messenger RNA. RefSeq lists its product as uncharacterized. The record is from RefSeq and is a predicted model, not a curated record. Lineage: Eukaryota; Fungi; Ascomycota; Sordariomycetes; Sordariales; Chaetomiaceae. Gene Ontology annotation, molecular function: metal ion binding; ATP binding; ATP-dependent chromatin remodeler activity. The annotation marks the transcript as partial. The transcript has 8 exons.